Panicum hallii is the source of this 1841-nucleotide messenger RNA. Its product is annotated as F-box/LRR-repeat protein 4. The transcript has a single exon. The record is from RefSeq and is a predicted model, not a curated record. Gene Ontology annotation, biological process: SCF-dependent proteasomal ubiquitin-dependent protein catabolic process. The annotation marks the transcript as partial. Gene Ontology annotation, molecular function: protein binding. Lineage: Eukaryota; Viridiplantae; Streptophyta; Magnoliopsida; Poales; Poaceae. Gene Ontology annotation, cellular component: SCF ubiquitin ligase complex.
CCCAGCGCACCGACGGCGCCGACAAGCUCCCGCCACGCCGCCGCCGUCCUCGGCGGCGGCGGCGGCGGCUGCCAUCGCCCUGGCUGCUACGCCGGCACGGACGCCGCGCUCUGCGACGACCUGCUGCAGGAGGUGUUCCGCCUCCUGCCACCCGCCGCCGCGCCGGCCGUGUCCCUCGUUUCCCGGCGCUGGCUCUCGCUCCUCAGGGCCUCCACAUCGUCCCUGACCCUCCGCCUGGCGGCCUCCUCGGAUGCGGCGGCGGCGACCCUCGCCGCGCUGCUGUCGCACUACCCGUUCCUCUCCGCCCUGACCGUCGCCUCCGCUGCUACUCCGGCCCGGGACGCCGACGCCGUGCUGCUUGCUGUCGCGGCCGCGCCGGCCGCCGCCCGGUUCUCCACGCUGCGGCUCCUGCCCGAUUCGGCGGUCUCCCCCACCGCGCUGCUCGCCGCCUGCCCUGCCCUGUCCGGCCUGACGUCGCUCCACAUCACCGCCGUCCGCCCCCUGUCGUUCCGCUGGCUCGAGCUCUUGCCGCGCCUCAAGUCGUUCGCCCUCGUCAACUCCGCCGCCAGCGUUGACUACGCCGGCUCAAGCUCGGAUGAUGCCGACGGCGCCGAGGCCGAGGCCGCACUGGCGUUGCCGCUGGAAAGGCUGUCGCUUUGCGGCAUCCGCUCCGGCGACCGAGGGCUUGGAUGGCUGUGGCGGCGGUGCGGGAGCCUCAAGUGGCUGCAGCUGCGCGCCUGCGACGGCACUGGGGAUGGGCCCGCGUCGCCGUCCUUCGCGGAUUGCCUCGUUGGAUUGCUCGCGCUUGAGCUUCGCACUUGCCGUGCUGUUGCCGACCGUGUUCUCCUCCUUGCAGCUGACCAUUGCCACGCACUGACCUCCCUCCUGGUUUAUGACGGCGGCAGCAGCGAGGCCCUUCACCGAUUCAUCCAACAGCGUGCUGCUGGUCUUCACACCUUGGACCUUCGCCUACCGCUCGACCUGCACAAUGAUCAUCUCCUUGCCAUUGGAGCCGAGCCAAUUCAAGGCGGCCUGGACCCCACACAUAACCUAGCCGCACUUCGCCUUCAGAGCUGCGUCCUAAUCACUGGGGAUGGACUCCGGUCUCUCGCACGAACAGCCACUGGGGCGGGCAUCGAAGAGCUUGCCUUGGUGAGCUGUGACGUUGUGGAACGGGAGCCUGGGUUACUGACAUUUCUCAGCCAAAGCAUGCGGCGUCUUCGUCGCCUUGACUUAUCCUACAAUGAGACACUGAGUGACAAGGUGAUCUGUGCCAUGCUGUCAUCCUGCCGGAAUCUCAUCGACAUCAAACUCAGGGGAUGCCGGGGCCUAACGGGGGCCUCCUUGGUCUCACUUCUCAGGCACUGUGGGCAGUCGCUGGAGAUCCUUGACAUCUCCUGCUGUCCUAGCAUUGCAGUAGGCAAUGUUGAAUUCUUUGCUCAGCGCGCCACUCGGUUGAAUCAUAUGAUCAUCGAGGAGAGCGCGGUAUCAGAGGAAUUAAAGGCAAUCGCUCAGAGGAAAGGCAUGAAGAUUGGUUCAUUAUUGCCAUGCGAAGGACCAUUCUGAAGUCAGGUAAUCCCCUUCAGAAUGCAACCCAUGCUCACUUGAUUUCGGUGUAAUGUUACUUGAAUGUUGGAAUAAGGUGCUGCUGCUUUGUACUUGCGUGUGCAACUUUAUAACUACAAUGGAAUGUAUAUACCAUGUCUUAUUAGUUAUUAGUAUUACGUGUACUCUUGUCAUGACAAACCUCUUGGUGCCUUCCAUGUAAAUUGAGGGCCAAGAACGUGCUGUUGUUUAUCUUCAAAUAAUUGCCAUGGAAAUAAUACAGGAAAUCUCAAAUA